AUGUCCUCUACCGAAUUACCAACAAAAAAUUUCCGUGUAUUCAAAGGUCAUAUCGGGCCUGUGCAUGUUGUGCGCUAUGAUUCUUCAGGGGAAUAUGUUCUUACCGGAGGUCAAGAUCGUACUUUGAAGUUAUGGAACCCUGAGACUGGUCUCGCGAUAAAAACUUACGAGGGUCACGGAAAAGAAGUUUUGGGUGUCUCCAUAACUCAAGAUCAUUCAAAAUUUGUUUCUUGUGGUGGUGACCGACAAGUAUUUCUGUUUGAUGUGACAACAGCAAAAACAAUAAGGCGUUUUGAAGGACAUCAACAUCGAGUCAACACUGUAGAUUUUAACCGAGAUGGAACGGUGGUUUUAAGUGGCUCUUAUGAUUCAACCGUUCGUAUAUGGGAUUGCAGAUCUGUUGAUGGCAAUAUACGAAUAUACGAUCUUCGAGUGGGUGCACUUUUGACGGAUCUAAUUUCACAGCCAGUUACCUCGGUUUGUUUUUCCGGAGACGGUAAUUGCGUUCUUGCUAGUUCUUUGGAUGAUACUAUUCGAUUGAUGGAUAAAGAUAAUGGCGGCUUGUUGAAUAGUUUCAAAGGACAUAAAAACACACAGUACAAAAUACAAUCGUGUUUAUCGAAUUAUGACAUGCAUGUGAUUAGUGGUUCGGAAGAUGGAAAUAUUUGUAUAUGGGACUUAUUGGAGGGUAAAUUAUUAUCAACAAUACAUCAAGCACAUGAAAAUGUAGUCACUUGUGUCGCUUAUAAUCCGAAGCAGCCAAUUAUGAUUUCUACGAGUGUAGAUGGGACCGCAAAGGUUUGGAAAACACCAUCACAAGUCUAA
Molecule: messenger RNA, 825 nt
Organism: Ambispora leptoticha
Lineage: Eukaryota; Fungi; Glomeromycota; Glomeromycetes; Archaeosporales; Ambisporaceae
Source: the annotation of a GenBank genome assembly